This is a messenger RNA of Staurois parvus, 378 nucleotides long. The record is from the annotation of a GenBank genome assembly. NCBI's taxonomy places the organism in Eukaryota, Metazoa, Chordata, Amphibia, Anura, Ranidae.
CACUGAUGAUCAGUGUGCCCUGAUGAUCAGUGUAGCCCCAGAAGUGCCACCCGUCAGUGUCCACCAGUGCCAGCUGUCAGUGCUCAUCCAUGCCACCUGCCAGUGCCCAUCAAUGCCACAUAUCAUUGCUCAUCUGAGCUGCCUUUCAGUGUCACCCAUCAGUGCUGCCAAUCAGUGCCGCCUAUCAGUGCCAGGCAGUGCCGCCUAUCAGUGCCAUAUAUGAGUGCUGCCUUUCAGUGCCCAUCAGUGAUGUCUGUCAAUGCCCAUCAGUGCCACCUACCAGUACCUCCUCAUCAGUGCCCAUCAGUGCCCAUCACUGCAGCCUCAUUAGCGCACAUCAGUGAAGGAGAAAAAUCACUUAUUUACAAAAUUUUAUAA